UGUCGCAAUGUUGGGGGUAGAAAACUCUGGAUUUACGACUAUAGCGCAGCUUUUCCGGCCAGUACAGAGCUGUUUGGAGGCUGGUAGGGGUGGUGAGGCCCGAAGCAGCUUCUGGAAUUUCUGAGCAGCUCUGGUCAGUACAAGAUGGACCCAGUAGUCUUGAGUUACAUGGACAGUCUACUGCGGCAAUCAGACGUCUCACUACUGGAUCCUCCAAGCUGGCUCAAUGACCAUGUUAUUGGGUUUGCCUUUGAGUACUUUGCCAACAGUCAAUUUCAUGACUGCUCUGACGAAGUCUGUUUCAUCAGCCCCGAAGUUACUCAGUUCAUCAAGUGCACUGGCAACCCAGCAGAAAUCGACAUGUUCCUUGAACCCUUGGACCUCCGCAAUAAGAGAGUUAUAUUUUUAGCCAUCAAUGAUAAUUCCAACCACGCAGCUGGGGGAACCCACUGGAGCUUGUUGGUUUAUCUGCAAGAUAAAAAUGGCUUUUUUCAUUAUGAUUCUUAUGGUGGAAGUAACUCAUUCCAUGCAAAACAGGUAGCAGAGAAACUAGAAGCUUUCUUAGGCAGAAAAGGAAACAAACUGGCCUUUGUGGAAGAGAAAGCCCCUGCUCAACAAAACAGCUAUGACUGUGGGAUGUACGUGAUAUGUAACACUGAGGCCUUGUGUCAGAACUUCUUUAGACAACAGCCAGAAUCACUACUGCAGCUACUCACUCCUACAUACAUCACAAAGAAGAGAGAAGAAUGGAAAGAUCUCAUUGCCAGACUUGCCAAAAAUUAGCUGUUGAAAUAUGUUUGACUUUUGAAGUCUCUUUCUGCCUGUCCCCAUGAAUUGGAUGGCUGCAGUCUCAGUGCCUGAGGGAAGAUGCCUAGGAAAGGAAAGCUUAGAGUGCUUACUUUCUCCUGAGAGAAUGUUGUCCUCCACAUUAUCCUAAUGGAAAGUGUCACUUUAACCCUAACUUCAGAGCAAUAUGUUCUGUGAAAGUGUCUUCAAAAUAUGCACCAAAACUGAUUAAUUCCCUUUUGGGCUCCCUUAUCCACAUUGGUUUAGUCCAAAGAAAAAAGAUUGAUCUGUAAAACAAAUUGAGAAUAUGUGAAAUUUAGAAGCAAGAAGAAAAUCAUACAGCAACCAAAGACUUAUUGCACAGCCCACAUAUUUCAAGAGAUGAACUAGCUGGAAGCAGAUCAAGACCUAACCUAAUUCAAGAUUGAAGUUUUAUCAGUUACUCAGUUCUGUGAUACCUCCUCUUCCGUUCAACAAGCGAAGGCUUUCCCAUCUAUAACCUUUGCCAAUACUUGAUAAAGAUGGUGUUAGCCCAUAGUCACCCAUCUAAUUCCUGGAGCCCUUUAAGAAAGGGGGACUCUUAAAUAACUUUGUUAAAAUUAAUGUCUGUGGUGGACCUCUUGUUUUGCAUCUGAAACUUAGUCAAAGUUUGUUUAUUUUUGAAAUACAAAGGAGAAAAAGUGACCUUUCUCAACUCUUUCACUUAAUUCAAAAUGCAGACAGUGUAAUUUUUGAAAUGUGGAAACGAGUAAAAUGAAGUGCUCUUCCUUCUAAAUUAUGGAUGUGUUUUUACAGUUAUUUCAAAUAACAAUUUAAAUGAUAUGUCAUAUACACAUAUUCUAUUCUUAAUGAGGAUUAGAUUACAAUGUAUAUGAGACUUGAAAGCCAAAGAUUAGCUUCAGCUGCAAAACUUAUAAUUUCAGCUACCUUCCUAGCCUAACCCUGCCCCCGGCCCUCAUGGCUCAAAAUAACCUCACCACUCAGUGACCACAGAGGCAAUAACCCAGUUCCUUUUAGUCAGGAAGGGAAAACCCAGUAAGUGUAAAUAAGUACAGGUCACAUAGCAGGCAUAAGUUGAAACUAAAAGUCAAAGAGAAAGCUACCAAAAAAAUUUUCAUUUCAAGUCAGUAUAUUUGAAAUAGAUAGGGAUACCUAAUGGAAGCUGGGAGCAGGAAAAAAAAAAAUUAGCAACAGGCAAUCAGGCAUGGAGGUGGAAUAGGGAGGGAGGAAUCGCAAAAGGACACAAUUGCUGAAGCCAGGAGUGUAGAUAAUGAUAAGGCAAUAUUGUUUCAAUAACCAUUGGCUUAGGCAUAUAGUCGAGACUGAAAAGCUCGGAGUCUUCUCUGGGAAAAGUUGUUGUCCUUCUGAUAAUGAUAGUGUAAAGUAUAUCUAGAUGUCAGAUUGUCUCCGUCUUAGAACAGUACCUGUGGGAGCAAUCUUUCCUGUCUCCCUAAGAUUCAUCCCAGAAAGAAAUUUUUUGACCGAAACUAGUACAGUCUUAUAAAUUAAAACCAAAGAUCUCCUUUUCCAGAUAAAUACCAUGAUUGAAUUGUACCACAAGGUAGUCUACUGUAAAAGUUUGAAUAUGCCAUUUUUGUUAACAUUGUAAAUGACAGAACUUAAGAGUCUUAGCUUGUAAUAUUUUACUCGAUAGCAGCCUGUUUAAGUCAUACACCUGCAUGGCCAUAUACCAUCGAUGUUACAUGGUACAUAAUAGGAAAAAGAUCUUUUGUUGGUAUUGUGUUCGCUUGUUUUAGAGUCAGAAAGAUCCAGUGUGCAAAGUUCAGCUUCAGAACAUUCAGUAGUUAAGCAGGUUUUUCAAAAUAGGAUUGAGCAAUUACCACACUGAACCAUGCUGUUUUCAGAUAUCCUGUUAUUUUUAUCUUUAGUUUUUGCUAUAUCCGUAUUGACUGUAUGGUUUAAUAAGUAUUCCAUUGAAGUGGCAAAGUAGAAUUUCUCAGUCAUGUGACUGUUUACUGAUACUAAAUUUUUUCUACCAGCACUUAGAAAAGAAAAUGUUUAAAGAAAUUACAUCCCAUUGUGUGGGAAAGAGCAUGAAUGUUCUGAUCAGUCCAAGCAGUAUCAGUUAUAGUCUCGGGCAGGUUUGAGAUUCAGUAGCCUCAUCUGCAAAAUG
This is a messenger RNA of Capra hircus (goat), 2920 nucleotides long. RefSeq names its product SUMO/sentrin peptidase family member, NEDD8 specific (gene SENP8). The coding region runs from base 145 to 783 and encodes 212 amino acids. The transcript has 2 exons. Gene Ontology annotation, biological process: proteolysis. NCBI's taxonomy places the organism in Eukaryota, Metazoa, Chordata, Mammalia, Artiodactyla, Bovidae. The record is from RefSeq and is a predicted model, not a curated record. Gene Ontology annotation, molecular function: cysteine-type peptidase activity; deNEDDylase activity.